GAAACACAUCUUGCAUGUAUACAGAGUGGAACGGCGUUAUUGAGCGGCAUUUGAAUGAUGAUUCGGGGUAAAUCAUAGGGGUCGCAGAUGUCUGCGGAACAUCCGGCGGAAAUCGUGCGUUCCACGUCCAGAACGGAAGCACACGCCAUUUUCAUUCGGCAAGCAUUCCCUCGAAAGUUCGCCGAAACACGAAACUCUUUGACGGUCUCGGCGGUCGCUUCGGUGAGGGCCCGGCGUAGUCGUGUCCGUCGCACCUGCGACAGCGUACGUGGACAUAGUACGACUCCCUGGCCGCCCUGGGUACCGGAAGCGGCGCCGGCGGAUGCUGGGCCGGCUGCCGCGGCCAUGGAGGAGGGCGUCGUCGCCGCCGCCAUCGUCGACGAGGACGACUUGCACCACCACGGGAACUGA
This is a messenger RNA of Acromyrmex echinatior (Panamanian leafcutter ant), 411 nucleotides long. RefSeq lists its product as uncharacterized. The record is from RefSeq and is a predicted model, not a curated record. Lineage: Eukaryota; Metazoa; Arthropoda; Insecta; Hymenoptera; Formicidae.